GUUCUGUGAAACUUUAGGUUUUCAUAUAACUAAAAUAUAAUUUAUAACAAGAACAAUGUAUCUUAUUUACACAGACUAAUUUCUAAACACAUUUAUUGUAGUUUCAAGCGAAUUUGUACAUUUUUGGUGGGCUUUGCAUAUUUUGCAAAGACCCCUGAAACAGACAAAUCUGGAGUGUGCUUGUUGGCUGCGGGGUGCAGAUAAGUUAGUUUUACUUACCUCAGACUCUCCCUUGCGGCUGCUGCCAUCUUCAUACCCAAACUCCUCUUCCACUCCUGGUGCUGCGCAUGCGAGAGAGUGCAAUACUGAGAUCUAUGGAGCAUCCUGCGAGGCUGCAGGUUCCUCCAUAGACAGAGCCUAUUGUUAGUUAAGAACUCUGGUAGUUCGGUUUAAUGCCUUGGCAAUGUGACAAGGUGUAUUUUUGGUAAAAGAUGAGUUUAACAGGGAGCAAUGACACAGAGAUUACAGAGAGCAGUUUGUUGCUGUUACGUGCUGGUUGAAAUGCAGAGGACACCUAUAGGGUGAGCAGGUCAGCCCAUUGUGUGCAUUCUACCAAUGAGCUCAGUGAUACAGAGUUACAGUAAUACUGACUGCAUUCUGCUCUGAGAGACUCAGCCAUUGUCAGAACCGGCCAAUGACAAAGGAAACACGUUUAAAGAAAUGACAGAGUAUUAACCCGUGCAUACACACCCACAGAUUUACAACGAUAUAAACUGCAAGAGAGAGCAGAGACACAGAGAUAAAUAGGGAGACACACACAGACAGACAGAUAGAUAGAUAGGGAUAGGUAACAUUGUGUCACUUAAGUUAAAUCAUUAUCUACUGUAACUAUUUUUGAUACACAGUAACUGGUCACAUAUAAUAGAUAACAGAUUAAUACAUAGACACAGUUACUAAUAAUACCUAACUGGAUAAACACUCAGAUACUCUCUGCCAUAUUAUACUAUCGCUGCCCGAUACACGCAGACUGCGGAAACAGCCAAUCUGUAGUCGCUGUCACUUUGCCUGGAUUCCUUGUUUGUUGAACACUGGCCGUAGAAGUUUUUCCAGAAGAUGAGCAACCGUGUUCGCUGCGAGGAUGGCGUAACAGAUACGCAGUGUGGACAUGCAAAUGGUGGCCAGGUCACGUCGUUGGGUCCAGAGAUUAUUCAAGAACUCCUUGUCAAUAGUCACGAAGCCAAGAAAUUCGCCUACUGCCCGUACAGUAAAUUCCGUGUGGGUGCUGCGCUGUUGACUCACGAUGGGAAAGUCUACCUGGGCAAGUAUUUAUACAAACCCGUGUCUUCUCUAUCUCCAUUUAAUCUCCUGUGUCUUUCCACUUUUAUUAUUUUUGAACCUGCCUGGGAUUGUUCUCUGUUUGCACAUUAAGCUCACUCAGCGACUUUUUAGCAUAGUUUGUUACAAUUUCCUUCAGGUCUUUCUUCUGCGAUUUAAAACUCAGCUAUCCCCCCCACCACUAGAAACACCUUCCGCACUACCCACGUUCUUUCAGCAGCACUAGACUUUCUUCCUGUCAGGAUUUAUUGCACUCUAAAUUCAUUUCCAGACACUUAAACACACCUGUUCUGCUCCAGACCUUGAACACAGGUGUUUUAGAAAUAUAGUUUGUUGGGAAAGAAAGCAUUUUAUUUGCUGCUUGUGUUUCACCAGCAAGGUUUUGUAUCUUCGCCAGCAAUCAGUGGGUUAAUAUUUGCCGUAGCAAUCCUUUAAUUGACAAGAGCGUGCCGGAAGUGAUAAUGUUGAACAUAUAAACUCCCACCCUACCUAAACAAAAUGAUCUCCCCGGCUGUUCCCACCUCCUAUAACCUCCAAUCCAGUACCAACACUUUAUUUAGUCUACCUCAAUACAAAAAGAAAGCGGCCCGAUCCUCCUUCUCCUACAGAGCGCCGCAAUUGUGGAACGACCUCCCCCACAAUUUAAAAUCUUCCCCAAGCCUAAAGUCCUUUAAGAGACCCCUCUCUACAUACCUCAAAACAGAAUGCACCUGUCAUGGUUGAUUAUAUAUUUCCUACCUGUUCGUGUUAAACUUUGUAUUUAUUGUGUAUUAAUAUUGUUUUUGUAUUUUAUUGUAUCCUAUUGUAACAAUGCAAUGUUUGUGGACCCAGGACAUACUUGAAAAGGAGAGAAAUCUCAAUGUAUCCUUCCUGGUAAAAUAUUUUAUAAAUAAUAAGUGUUGCAUGCAUAUGUCUGCAUUUUUUUGUAAGGUUGUUUAUUCAAUGAACUAUUAGUUAUAGAGAAAUGACAAUUGCAAUUUACAUUUUAUGCUAAAAAAACAUAUGCUACAAAUUCUCCAAAUCAGCAGUUUUUCGGGUUGGCUGUUGUGGCCCAAAAUUUGCAUUACUUUAUUAAUGCUUUACAAAUGCACAGUUUAGUGAAGAAUUCCCAUACUGACUGAAAAUAUGGAUAAUAUUUGGAUAUUUUAAGAUGAGUAUAUGUUACAGGAGGGGACUGGAUUCCAAAAGAGUCAUCAAGAGUUUAUUAAAGAGAAAAUCUAAGCACCAAAACAACUUUAUCUUAAUAAAAUGGUUUUAGUAUAUAGAUCAGGGCUCCUCACUGCUCACUUCUCUGCCAUUGAGGAGAUAAAUCCCUUUUUCUGUUUAUGUUUAUUUCUGUUUGGCUGUGACUGACAAUGUCUCCAUAAAAAAUGGUUUUAUGUUCAAUUAGAUACAGCACAGUGUGUUUACUUUAGACGUUUUUGAUCUCCUGCUCUGUUAUUUGAUCUUUAAUCGCAAAUAGGAGGCGGCUGCAGGGUCUAGCAGGCUAUUAACAGAGCAGUAGGUAGGACUGUACAAUAAAGAAAUGUAAACUUUAGCUCUCUUUACAGGAAGUGUUUAGGAAGGCUGUGCAAGUCACAGGCAGGGAGGUGUAACUAGGGCUGCAUAAACACAAAGUGAUUUAACUCCUAAAUGGCAGAGAAUUGAGCAGUGAGACUGCAUAGGCAUGUUCUAUACACCAAAACUGCUUCAUUGAGAUAAAGUUGUUUUGGUGUUUAGAGCAUCUUUUUAAUUUAUACUUUUAUUAUGCAUGUUAUAGAAUGCUGGAAAUGAUAAAACGCAGACAUCCAGUAAUGCAUAGAAUUGGCAGUGUGUGGAAUAUCGGCAUUGCCAUCUUUCAUCAAAGUGUAAAAUCCCAAAUUAUGUAGUGACGGUGCAGUAUAUAUCCCGCCCUAGACAGGCUUUGAAAAAUGUGAAAAAGUGGUGGUAAGCAAGCUUAUUCACUUUCAUGUUUGAUGUCUGAGUUUAAUGAGUAAAACACACAUAAGGAUCACAAAUAGACAACCUGCGAAUAAAUUGUAUGAACUUUGCUGCAACUCUGAAAAGUGUAAACUGUGAUUUUGUGUCCAUUGUGUCUCGCAGGCUGCAAUAUAGAAAACGCAUGCUACACACUUGGUACAUGCGCAGAACGCACCGCUAUCCAGAAAGCGGUCUCCGAGGGCUACAAGGAAUUUAAAGCCAUAGCAGUCGCAACGUGAGUGCAACCAACGCUUUCUGUAGUAAAUGAUUGCAUUAAAUUUCAUGGGCUUUAUUCAGUACACAAUGAAUUGCAUUCAAUUAAAAAAAAAGGAUUGAAAUAUAAAUACCACAUCAUAUAUUCUGGACUGCCGAAUGUCAAUUCUGUGCAAAAAAUGUGUUUUCAAUGCGCUUUGUACUGAAGACGGAUGUAAUUAGCUUUGCCCUGUGCUAAAUCUCAGGUAAGUUAUAGAUUUUUUAUUUUAGUGUUUAGUGGAGGGCUGGCGGCAUAAACCAUGAUUAUUGGGCAUUAAGUCUCAAACGUUUCAGCAGUCAGGCUCAAUGUUUAAAGUAAAACAGCAGAACUGAAAAUCUGAAGAAAAAUAAUCAGAUUCCUUUAUUUUUCCAGCUUGACUAUUUUGGUCUGAGAUUGUGAAGUCCUAGUUUUGUGAAUAGGAACAUGAACAGACAAUAGAACACAUUGUAUUCUGUGUGAUCAUCACUGAACUAACCACAGACUGCGUGAGUUGUGUAAGAAUUAAACAAUCUUACAAAACUUUACUAGAAAUGCGUUCGUCAGUGGUGAUGAUGUAAAAUGGAACAUGAAGUAGCGUGUACUACAUGCACUACAUGGGUUCUUUCAUGUUUAUUGACGUGUUCCUAUGAUCAAUUCUGCAUUGUGUCUUACUGUAAAUCACCACAUCAUUGCGCCAAUUGAAAUUACACCACAUUGCACAUUCACUGGGUGACUCUCCUUAAGGUAGCUCAUGGGACAGAUCCAUAAUAGAUUAAAACACAUCAGUGUCUAGAAUGCUAUGAUAGUCCGUAUAUACAAAAUAGUCCUGUUAUUCCCCUCUCCAAGUGAAAUAUUCCAUCUUUAUUUUAUAUGCAAUAUUGCAUUUUAUCCUUAAAGGGAUAGUACACAACAACACAUUUGUUUCUUUAAUGGGCACUCCAGGCACUAACUGGAACUAAUACACUUAGGUCAAAACAGGUGCACGAAAAACUUUCUCUAACUCAUCCAGUGUUCCAGCUCAGCUAAUGUGGCCUAAUUUGUGCACUUGUUAAAUCCUGUACGAUUCGCGGUUCCAGCUCAGCUAAUGUGGUCUAAUCUGUGCACUUGUUAAAUCCUGUACGAUUCGCGGUUCCAGCUCAGCUAAUGUGGUCUAAUUUGUGCACUUGUUAAAUCCUGUGCGGUUCCAGCUCAGCUAAUGUGGUCUAAUUUGUGCACUUGUUAAAUCCUGUACGAUUCGCGGUUCCAGCUCAGCUAAUGUGGUCUAAUUUGUGCACUUGUUAAAUCCUGUACGAUUCGCGAUUCCAGCUCAGCUAAUGUGGUCUAAUCUGUGCACUUGUUAAAUCCUGUACGAUUCGCGGUUCCAGCUCAGCUAAUGUGGUCUAAUCUGUGCACUUGUUAAAUCCUGUACGAUUGUUCCAGCUCAGCUAAUGUGGUCUAAUUUGUGCACUUGUUAAAUCCUGUACGAUUCGCGGUUCCAGCUCAGCUAAUGUGGUCUAAUUUGUGCACUUGUUAAAUCCUGUACGAUUCGCGGUUCCAGCUCAGCUAAUGUGGUCUAAUUUGUGCACUUGUUAAAUCCUGUACGAUUCGCGGUUCCAGCUCAGCUAAUGUGGUCUAAUUUGUGCACUUGUUAAAUCCUGUACGAUUCGCGAUUCCAGCUCAGCUAAUGUGGUCUAAUCUGUGCACUUGUUAAAUCCUGUACGAUUCGCGGUUCCAGCUCAGCUAAUGUGGUCUAAUCUGUGCACUUGUUAAAUCCUGUACGAUUCGCGGUUCCAGCUCAGCUAAUGUGGUCUAAUCUGUGCACUUGUUAAAUCCUGUGCGGUUCCAGCUCAGCUAAUGUGGUCUAAUCUGUGCACUUGUUAAAUCCUGUACGAUUCGCGGUUCCAGCUCAGCUAAUGUGGUCUAAUCUGUGCACUUGUUAAAUCCUGUACGAUUCGCGGUUCCAGCUCAGCUAAUGUGGUCUAAUCUGUGCACUUGUUAAAUCCUGUACGAUUGUACGAUUCGCGGUUCCAGCUCAGCUAAUGUGGUCUAAUCUGUGCACUUGUUAAAUCCUGUACGAUUCGCGGUUCCAGCUCAGCUAAUGUGGUCUAAUCUGUGCACUUGUUAAAUCCUGUACGAUUCGCGAUUCCAGCUCAGCUAAUGUGGUCUAAUCUGUGCACUUGUUAAAUCCUGUACGAUUCGCGGUUCCAGCUCAGCUAAUGUGGUCUAAUCUGUGCACUUGUUAAAUCCUGUACGAUUCGCGGUUCCAGCUCAGCUAAUGUGGUCUAAUUUGUGCACUUGUUAAAUCCUGUACGAUUCGCGGUUCCAGCUCAGCUAAUGUGGUCUAAUUUGUGCACUUGUUAAAUCCUGUACGAUUCACGGUUCCAGCUCAGCUAAUGUGGUCUAAUUUGUGCACUUGUUAAAUCCUGUACGAUUCGCGGUUCCAGCUCAGCUAAUGUGGUCUAAUUUGUGCAUUUGUUAAAUCCUGAACGAUUCGCGGUUCCAGCUCAGCUAAUGUGGUCUAAUCUGUGCACUUGUUAAAUCCUGUACGAUUCGCGGUUCCAGCUCAGCUAAUGUGGUCUAAUCUGUGCACUUGUUAAAUCCUGUACGAUUCGCGGUUCCAGCUCAGCUAAUGUGGUCUAAUUUGUGCACUUGUUAAAUCCUGUACGAUUCGCGGUUCCAGCUCAGCUAAUGUGGUCUAAUUUGUGCACUUGUUAAAUCCUGUAUGAUUCGCGGUUCCAGCUCAGCUAAUGUGGUCUAAUUUGUGCACUUGUUAAAUCCUGUACGAUUCGCGGUUCCAGCUCAGCUAAUGUGUUAAUUAUUAAUUUCUCCUUUCUGAAAAGUUAAACUUGUCAAAAAAAUACCUAGAAUUGAUAUAUUUUAGGCCUUCGUGUGAUAUUAAUGAUUAACUGUGGAUAUAAUGGACUCAAUAUGCAUUGUUAUGCCAUGCUGUCAUACAAACCUCUCCCCCCCCCCCCAUGUCCCCCCAAAAAUAAAGAAAAAAUAAUCUUUCUUAAUUCAUGAGGUUAACAGAGUAAAUUACUAAUUUGUUCAGCACAUUUUUCGUGAGGUUUUUAAAACAACUGAAAUGCGUCAAUGAAUGUAUUCCCCAAAGUGUGAGUUUGUAGUGAUUGACACCUGAAUUUUUUUCCAAAAUUUGCUAAUCUGGUUUAUAUGUUGCAAUUCGGGGGUAAUUCAGCACAACUCAUUAUUUCGUUUGGAAUCGCUGCCCAUACUGAGAUUAACCCCUCGCUGUUGGGCAACGACGUUGGGUGUAAAUAGCCUUAAAAGGGAACCAUCAUAUACGUGUUAUAAAUAUAUAGAAAUACACGAGAUUAGACAGUCAGGGUGUGGAGGGAGGCCAGAGGCUGGGAGAUACCUGAGAACAUGAACUGACCAGAUUUUGGGUUCAAUUCACAAGCUCGCAUCCCAUUCUAACUGAAGUGGAAUAUAUUGUUUCUCUUUCCUGAGCCGAGAUACUUUUCUCUUCCAGAGAUGUGGAGAGUGACUUUAUCAGCCCGUGUGGAGCCUGCAGACAGGUUAUGAGAGAGGUAGGUUUCAUAAGGACCCUGAUGUUCUAGAGACAGAUUCUGACCUUAUCAGUCAUGUAAACCUUUAACACAUAAACCAGAGAUAACAUUUCGUCAGGAGACAGAACAUAUGGAUGGUGGGAUGAUUGACAGACAGAGGGCUGGGAUGGUGGGAUGAUUGACAGACAGAGGGCUGGGAUGGUGGGAUGAUUGGCAGACAGAGGGCCGGGAUGGUGGGAUGAUUGGCAGACAGAGGGCCGGGAUGGUGGGAUGAUUGGCAGACAGAGGGCCAGGAUGGUGGGAUGAUUGGCAGACAGAGGGCUGGGAAGGUGGUAUGAUUGGCAGGCAGAGGGCUGGGAUGGUGGGAUGAUUGGCUGACAGAGGGCCGGGAAGGUGGGAUGAUUGGCAGACAGAGGGCCGGGAUGGUGGGAUGAUUGGCAGACAGAGGGCUGGGAUGGUGGGAUGAUUGGCAGACAGAGGGCUGGGAUGGUGGGAUGAUUGGGAGACAGAGGGCUGGGAUGGUGGGAUGAUUGGCAGACAGAGGGCCGGGAAGGUGGGAUGAUUGGCAGACAGAGGGCUGAUGGUGGGAUGAUUGGGAGACAGAGGGCUGGGAUGGUGGGAUGAUUGGCAGACAGAGGGCUGGGAUGGUGGGAUGAUUGGCAGACAGAGGGCUGGGAUGGUGGGAUGAUUGGGAGACAGAGGGCUGGGAUGGUGGGAUGAUUGGCAGACAGAGGGCUGGGAUGGUGGGAUGAUUGGCAGACAGAGGGCUGGGAUGGUGGUAUGAUUGGCAGACAGAGGGCUGGGUUGAUUGGGAGAUAGAAGGUUUGGUACACGGUAUGAUUGGCAGAUACUGGUUUGGUUAGAAGAUUGAACUGAUUUCAACAAUGAUAUAGAAAUAGCAGUUAUAUAAUAUAACUUUCAUUUUUCUUCUUUUCUCAGUUUGGACAAGAAUUGGAAAUUAUUCUAACCAAAUCUGAUGGGACGUACAUAAUAAAAACACUGCACCAGAUGCUACCAAUGUCUUUCGGACCAGAGAAACUAGAGAUAAAAUGAGAAGGAAGAUUUGUCACGCAAUCUGUGUUAUUUAUUAGAUAUCACAUAUAUUAAUUAUAUGUCUGAAUGUAACCUGAAUAUAUUGUAUUAAUCACAUCUGUUUCUUGACUUCCUUAUAUUUGCUAGUUAUGUGUCGCUCUCUGGACUAGCAAUCAUCCUUUACAAUUAUUAGCAGUGGGCAGCAUUAGGGAUCACACCCAGGAGCAUUUUAUAGAAGGCUGUGUGGUGAUAUGAGGAUGGAGUGAGAGGGAUGGCAGAGGUCAUUAUAAGGAAUAACGGUUUGCACUCAUUCAAGGCUAGUUAGUAAACUGAAUUUUAGCAGAUUAAAUCCGAACUGAACAAUUAAAGCUAAAAAUUCCAUGUCAGCCAGAGGCAGAGCUUAGCUUGUUUUAGCCUCAAUUUUACAAUUUGGAUUUAAUCCACUGAACGUCGAAGUAUAGUGAAUGACCUGAUAAACAUGUAUUUUACCAUCAUUACAUGAACGCAUGGCACAGCAAUGGUAGCAGGGAAUCCCAUGAUCACGUUAAACUGUCUGCUCAAUAAGGUAAACAGUUAACCCAACUCAGUGCAAACAUGUGCUACUAGUUACCUGUACUUACUUACUCUUUCACAAUAUCCAGGUUUUGUGUGACUGUCUGCUUUGUCCUUGAUUAGAUAUAGUUUCCAAGUGGCGACCAUGAAACUAACUCUAGAUCCAAAAUAUCCCCCAAUAACAUAUUAACCCUUUAACCCCUUAAGGACCAAACUUCUGGAAUAAAGGGGAAUCAUGACAUGUCAUGUGUCCAUAAGGGGUUAAACGUACCAGAAUUCUGGGAAUAUGUUCUAAAACUGGAGCUAUCACCGUGGAAACCAAUGUAACGUUCCUGCCUUUUCCUUCACUAUUAGAGCUUUGCCCCAGAGUUAAUCUUCAUGCAGAACCAAACUGUGUGUUUAACGG
Messenger RNA from Pelobates cultripes (western spadefoot toad), 8962 nucleotides. Lineage: Eukaryota; Metazoa; Chordata; Amphibia; Anura; Pelobatidae. The record is from the annotation of a GenBank genome assembly.